AUGACUUUUCUUCUCUUAGUGCUUUUCCCAUUUUUACUGCUGCUUACAACUGCCUUGAUCUCCAAAAACCAUGCUGUCGAACCGGAGGAAUGGAUGAAGUGUUUCAGGGAUUCCGAUUAUGAGGAACUGUUGGAUGUUGCCCAAAAGGGGCUGGGACGGACUUCAAGGCCACAACUCAUAGUGAUUGUUGGGGCAGGCAUAAGUGGCCUCACGGCUGCCAAAUUGCUAAGAGAUGCUGGACACCAGGUUCGGAUUCUUGAGGCCAGUGACCGUGUGGGAGGUCGGAUCAAAACUUACCGUGAGAAAGAUUGGUAUGUGGAUCUGGGACCUAUGCGCCUCCCCAAACACCAUAGAAUCAUUCGUGUAUAUCUUAAGAAAUUCAACCUCACAUUAAAUCCAUUUGUCCAGACUGAUAAGAAUGCCUGGUAUUUGAUGAGAAAUAUAAGACAAAGGGUAGCAGCUGUGAGUGCAAACUCUGACCUCUUUGGAUAUGAAGUGAACCCCCAUGAGAGGGGAAAGUCUGCUGGUAAACUUUACGAGGAAACACUCGAUAAGACAACCAACUGCACACGUUUGAUAGAGAAAUAUGACUCCAUUUCCACUAAGGAAUACUUAAUUAAAGAAGGAAAUCUAAGCAGAGGAGCGGUUGAUAUGAUUGGCGAUCUCUUGAAUGAAGAAGCUGCAUUUUAUACUUCCUUUCUUGGCUCUGUCCAGGAAUAUGUGACCUUUUUUGAUGAUGACAGCUUUGAGGAAAUCACAGGUGGAUUUGACCAGCUCCCCAAUAGCUUCUACCGCGAAAUGCCUGGGACAGUCUGUCUGAACUGCACUGUAGAGAGGAUUGUUCGGUCAGGAAAGAAAGUGAGGGUGUUUUUCCGCAAGCCUGGCAAAAGGGUCUUGUCAUGUCAGACCGCUGACUAUGUCCUUGUCACGGCCACCACAAAAGCCACACGACUCAUCCGAUUCCAGCCACCCCUUUCCUCUGUGAAGGCUCAUGCUCUGCGUGCUUAUCACUACGCAAGCUCGACUAAAAUUGCUUUGGCUUGCACAGACAGAUUCUGGGAGAAAGAGGGGAUUCGAGGUGGGAGGUCAAUCACAGAUCGCCCGUCUCGAGUUAUCUACUACCCAAACCAUGAUGCCAGUGGGCUUGGGGUACUCCUAGCUUCUUAUACCUGGAAAGAUGAUGCAGACUUCUUUGUUCCUCUCAGUGAGGAAAAAUGUGUUGAUGUGGUGAUGGAUGACCUAUCAGAAAUCCACAAUGUGUCCAAAGAGCAUCUCAAAUCUGUUUGCACUAGGCAUGUGAUACAGAAAUGGGCCCGUGACAAGUUUUCUAUGGGGGCCUUUGCUUCACCCACUCCGUACCAGUUCCGCUAUUUUUUCAAGGCUUUGUCUGAGAAUGAAGGGAGGAUCUACUUUGCAGGGGAACACACAGCCCAUCCUCAUGCGUGGAUUGACUCUGCAAUGAAAUCAGCUAUAAGGGCAGCAAGUCGUAUUCACAACAGGAAUACUUAAGAGUGUACUUAGAAUGGCUGUGUCUUUUGUGAUGGUGGCUGCCCUCUAACUAAUAUUAAAUGAAAGCAUGAAUCAAAACUCCUCACAUUUUUCGGAUCUACUUGCAACAAUAGAUAGGGUGGGUUCACACAAUUGCAGGUAUGUCCUUUGAGAGGAACUGGAGGUCAUGAGGAGUGUGCACUCCUGUAUGCGUGCAACUUGAACCUAGGAAUUCUCUGCCCAGCAUCUCUGCACAAAUGGCACCAAGAACUGCAGUUGACUAAACCAAGUUGGCAAACCUAAGACAGAGGUCAGUAACUGGGUACAUUGGCAGCUUCACACAACAAGGUUCCCUGCAACUUCUGGUUCCUCUUGUAUUGACUUUGAAGUACUUACAGGCAGUUGUGUGAAUCCCCAUAAUAAUCAAAUUUCCUUCCUUGUCAAGAUCUUAACCUGGAUAGAAAGUACUGAUGUCAUAUUCUAUCUUCUGCUGGUCAAAAAACAAAAUAAAGAUAUUGAUUGACUCAGAAAGUAUAGUUUGGAGAGUUGUUAUAAUGCUGAGUUGUAUUGUCAUAGUUGGACACCUCUAGUAUUUGGCUGUAGAUUAUGUUGCUUUAUGUCUUGCAUCUUUAGAUUAUUGAUUGAUAACUAGAUAUUGCUCAGUAGUUCUUAUUUAUUAUUAGUGUUAGUUAUCCAGUAUUGAUAAGAUGAAUUAUUUCUGUUCUUGAUAUACAGUUGAACUGAUUUAUUUACUUUUUUAAAAAAAUGUGGUGUUUCUCCCUAUGUAUUGAACUCAUACUGAAUGGUUUAAUAUAUAGAUGUCAAUAUUUUGCCAUGGAUCAUUGUAAUCUGUUGUGAG
Messenger RNA from Hemicordylus capensis (graceful crag lizard), 2347 nucleotides. Its product is annotated as L-amino-acid oxidase-like. Gene Ontology annotation, molecular function: L-amino-acid oxidase activity; polyamine oxidase activity. Gene Ontology annotation, biological process: amino acid catabolic process. The record is from RefSeq and is a predicted model, not a curated record. NCBI's taxonomy places the organism in Eukaryota, Metazoa, Chordata, Lepidosauria, Squamata, Cordylidae.